Molecule: messenger RNA, 919 nt
Organism: Bactrocera tryoni
Lineage: Eukaryota; Metazoa; Arthropoda; Insecta; Diptera; Tephritidae
Exons: 2
Coding region: 43-729 (228 amino acids)
Biological process (GO): DNA repair; telomere maintenance
Molecular function (GO): DNA helicase activity
Source: RefSeq, a predicted model, not a curated record
GUCUUGAAGUAAGCAGCGAUUAUUCUGUGGGAUGAGUGUACAAUGGCCAAAAAAAAAUCGCUCGAAGCAUUGGAUCGAACUAUGAAAGAUUUACGCGGAAAUCAACAGCGGUUUGGUGGUGCCUUGAUAUUGUUAUCAGGUGAUUUUCGACAAACAUUGCCAGUUCCUUCUCGAUCAACUCCUGCCGAUGAAAUAAAUGCAUGUCUGAAAUCUUCUGCUCUCUGGAGAUUUGUGAAAAAAUUGGCGUUGAAUGUCAAUAUGUGUAUCCUAUUACAAGACGACUCAUCUGCACAUCAGUUUUCGGAACAAUUGUUGGAUAUCGGAAAUGGAAUAAUGCAAAUCGACAAUACAAAUGGAAUGAUCACCUUGCCCGAAAAUUUUUGUACAAUUUUGCAAACAAAAGAAGAAUUGGUCGAAUGCGUUUUCCCAAAUAUCAUUCAGAAUCGCAGAAGCCAUGAUUGGUUAGCAGAACGUUCAAUAAUGGCACCGAAGAAUAUACACGUCAAUGCAAUGAACUUCAAAAUUCAAGAAAAAUUGCCAGGUGAAGUCAUAACUUAUAAAUCCAUUGACAGCGUUAUGGAUGAAGAUGAAGCUGUGAAUUAUCCAAUUGAAUUUCUGAAUUCAUUGGAACCAGCUGGUACACCGCCACAUCUUUUGAAUUUAAAGACAUGCCAUUCAAUUUCAAACGUCUGCAAUUUCCGGUGCGUUUAUCAUUUGCCAAGACUAUAAACAAAGCAAAAGGACAAACAUUUCAAAUAUGCGGAGUAAAUUUGGAAGAAUCGUGUUUUUCACAUGGGCAAUUAUAUGUUGCAUGUUCGAGAGUCAGUACUACACAUCGUUUAUUCAUUCAUGCACCGGACAGUAAAACUAAGAACGUUGUUUAUCAAAAUGUUUUAGAUUAGAGCUCGAAUUUUUGAGA